Molecule: messenger RNA, 1446 nt
Organism: Pristis pectinata (smalltooth sawfish)
Lineage: Eukaryota; Metazoa; Chordata; Chondrichthyes; Rhinopristiformes; Pristidae
Gene: poldip2
Product: polymerase (DNA-directed), delta interacting protein 2
Exons: 11
Coding region: 72-1271 (399 amino acids)
Biological process (GO): error-free translesion synthesis
Cellular component (GO): mitochondrial nucleoid; nucleus
Molecular function (GO): DNA binding
Source: RefSeq, a predicted model, not a curated record
GCCCUGAGCUCCAAGCGCCGACCUUGCAGCAACUCAAGGCGCAGGCUGCAGGCCCCGCUAGGCCCAUCGCCAUGGCAACCGGCGCCAUCUUGGUUGUGGGCAGCGAGGCCUGGGGCUGGAUUAGCGAAGACGGCCGGCCGGGGCCCGCUGCCACCGCCCGCCCCGCACAGGCCCCGCCCCGCACUGUCAUGGCGGCUCCGGCCUUCGGCUGGUGCGUGUCGGCCUUGGCCAGGAACCCGGUGGCCGCGCUCCGGGCCCUAGCCGUCUGCCGCGCCUGCAGCAUCGGCCAGCGGCACCAGCACGCCCGGCUCCUGUCGUCCAGGAAUCGCCCUGAAGGCAAAGUGUUGGAAACAGUUGGAGUUUUUGAGGCGCCAAAACAGCAAGGGAAAUAUGAAACAGGUCAGCUAUUUCUGCACAGUGUGUUUGGAUACCGAGGAAUUGUCCUGUUCCCUUGGCACGCCAGGCUCUAUGAUCGGGAUGUGGCUUCAUCCACCCCUGACAGUAAAACAGAAAGUUCAGGGACUCAAGGUUCCAAAGAGGUCAAAGGCAAAACACAUACCUACUACCAGGUUUUGAUUGACACCAGGGACUGCCCUCAUAUAUCUCAGAGGUCACAGACUGAAGCCGUGACUUUUCUUGCUAACCAUGAUGACAGCAGAGCCCUUUAUGCUAUUCCAGGUUUGGACUACGUGAGCCAUGAGGACAUCUUGCCUUACAGUUCGUCAGACAGAAGUCCCAUCCAGCACGAGUUGUUUGACAGAUUUCUUUCAUAUGACUCGGCAAAAGCUCUGCCAUUUGUAGCCAGAGACACCUUGCGUGCUUGGCAGGAGAAGAACCAUCCCUGGUUGGAACUCUCUGAUGUACAUCGAGAAACAACAGAGAACAUUCGGGUCACAGUUAUACCCUUCUACAUGGGCAUGCGGGAAGCACAGAAUUCGCAUGUGUACUGGUGGCGGUACUGUAUCCGACUGGAGAACCUUGGGACAGAAGUGGUACAACUUCGGGAAAGGCACUGGCGCAUCUUUAGCCUGUCUGGGACGCUGGAGACGGUGCGAGGGAGAGGAGUUGUGGGCAGGGAGCCAGUUCUAUCAAAGGAGCAGCCUGCUUUUCAGUACAGCAGCCACGUCUCACUGCAGGCCCCCAGUGGUCACAUGUGGGGGACGUUUCGCUUCGAGAGGCCUGAGGGUUCACAGCUUGAUGUUCGGAUCCCACCCUUCUCCCUGGAGAGCAAUAAGGAUGACAAGGCCCCUCCUGCUGGCUACAGCUGGUAGAGCGAUGUCCACUGGGCCCUGGUCUCGCACUGGCUGCUGCUGCUUGGAACUUUGGGGGGUGGGUGGGGAGGACUGAAGGGGAAAGUCUUCCAGAGUUGGCCCUUUGCAGAUGUCCUGGGUUUGCCGUGUAAAAACUGAUCACAUUGUUGGAAAAAUAACUUCUGUGUAAUUGGAA